This is a messenger RNA of Lathyrus sativus (Indian pea), 1830 nucleotides long. NCBI's taxonomy places the organism in Eukaryota, Viridiplantae, Streptophyta, Magnoliopsida, Fabales, Fabaceae. The record is from the annotation of a GenBank genome assembly.
AUGAAGCAUCAACUCAAAGUUUCUGUUGCUCUUAUUAUUAGCUUGCUAUGGUUUCCGCAAUCAUUUUGUGCAAAUGAACCUUCUGAUACUGGUCUAAAAAAGUGGGAAUGUAGAUGUUCUUUCCAAGCGAACCAAAGAUACUCUAUUGCAAAUUGUUCCAAGUCAUGUGAUUGCCAUUCAGAAAGUGCAUCCAUAUGGACAUGUAUAUGUGAUACAAAUGGGCUUCCUGAAGUGGCAACAGAUAGCCAUAAUCUUAAUUGCUUUAUUGCCUGCAACUGCAUCUCGGGAACUGCUAAGAUGUCAUUAGGCUCAAAGACACGCAUUUCAAGCAAAAUUGUAAUAAUCAUUCUAGUAAUGUCUAUUACGUGCACAACUAUUGCAUUUCUUGCCUUAUUUGUAUGCUAUAUUCGUCGAAGGAAGAGGCCUCAUCCUAUUGAAUCACCAAUGAACUCAUCAUCAGAUAAGGGAACAAGUUAUAGUAAUACUAGCAAUUUCAUUAGUCGGAAAACUUCUUUUGUGCCAGAAACAAAAGGCGUUAUGAAUUCUCCGAUUAGUCAUAUUACAAGAUGCUUUCGAAAAGCGUCUAUUUUGCUUGGGAGUCAAAGAGAAACAUUUCAUGGAAAUAUUGUUCAAUUCUCAUUUGCUGAACUGGAAAAUGCCACUGAAAACUUUUCAGCUUCCAAUCUUAUUGGAUUAGGUGGAAGUAGUUAUGUAUACCGUGGUCGACUGAAAAACGGUAGUAAUGUGGCAGUUAAGCGACUUAAAGUUCAAGGAGGACCUGAAGCAGACACCGAGUUUUUCACAGAGAUUGAACUAUUGUCUAGACUUCAUCAUUGUCAUCUGGUGCCAUUGAUUGGAUACUGCUCAGAAUUAAAAGGAAAAAGUGUUCAGAGAUUACUAGUGUUUGACUACAUGAGUAAUGGAAAUUUGAGGGACCGUUUAGAUGGAGUUCUCGGAAAAAAUAUGGAUUGGUCUACCCGUGUUACAAUUGCAUUAGGAGCUGCAAGGGGCUUGGAGUAUCUUCACGAGGCAGCUGCUCCGAGAAUUCUCCACAGAGAUGUCAAAUCAACAAACAUUCUUCUUGAUAAAAACUGGCAAGCAAAAAUAACUGAUCUUGGUCUGGCUAAAGACUUGAGAUCUGAUGACCUCCGUAGUUGUUCAGAUUCUUCGGAAAGAAUGAAAGGGACAUUUGGCUAUUUUGCACCUGAGUAUGCAAUUGUCGGGAGAGCCUCUAUUGAGUCUGAUGUCUUCAGUUUUGGCGUGGUUCUUCUUGAACUUAUCACUGGUCGCCAACCAAUCCUUAGAUCUGCAGGCAAAGAAGAAAGCCUUGUCGUCUGGGCUACUCCUCGCAUACGAGAUAGUAGACGAGUAAUGACAGAGUUGGCUGAUCCACAAUUGAAAGGAAACUUCCCAGAAGAUGAAGUGCAUAUAAUGGCAAACCUAGCAAAGGAAUGCUUACUGUUGGAUCCUGAUAAUAGACCAACUAUGAGUGAAGUUGUUCUAAUUCUAUCAAGUAUUUCCCGAACCAGAUCUAGAAGAAGAAGAUACAUUCAAUUGUGCCUUUUUCAGGAACCAGAGGAGGCAGAGAAAACAAGACAAGCUUCAUGGAGAAGAUUUCCACCUCAUAAUUCAUUGCCACGGGGUUUGGACUACAACCUCCGUGUUGAAAACGAAGAUAAAAAUGUAGAUACAAUUUCAACCGAGUAUAUGAAGAGUUUGAUCCUCUCGACUUCAAAAGGUGAAAGUUGGCAUGCAUCAGAAGAAGACAUGGUAGACCUAUCGGAGCCUCGGUUGGAAUCAUUUUGCAUGACAAACAUCAAUUUCCCUUGA